CCACAGUAUACCGCACCAGAUUGAUACGUGCAGCUCAGCAGCAGCCCAGCCCAGCCAGAGCAGAGGCCCAGCUCGACUCGACUCGACUGAACUCGAUUCAAUUCGACUCGGCACACGACACACGACCGGAACGGGUUGUCAGGACCGGCCGAUCCAGUCCAGGGAUAUACAUUUUUUUCUUGCCUCGCCCUGCCUUGCUUUGCUUCUCCUCUGUGGUGGCUCGAACCUGACUGACUGGCUGACCGACCCAACCGACCGGCCUGACUUGACUCUGGGCCAUUGAGGCCUCGUUUCCUCUCCCAAGUCUCUUUCUCUCCCAGUCCUCGUCCUCGACCGGCCCCACACUCCCUCGAUACCCAGUCCAGUCCCCCCGUCCCAGUCCGGAGGGCGGGCGAAAGUCUCAUCGUCUCAUCUUGUCAACUCGACCACUCGCACCUCCAUCUCAUCUCCCUUGUGCAUGUCCAAUCUCCAACCACGGCUGGCCAUCGACAACCUGCGCGGGCGUCAAAUCAUCACAACCUCCACAGCACAAUUUCUAAUUCAAGCAUGAUCGGCGCGCGUACAACACCCACGAGGCGCACAAGAGAUUACGUGCUGAUUUAAACGUCUCCGCCGGGGCUAGGCGCUCAACGGCCACCACGGGUCUGCUACGCCUGCACAGCUUGCCCUGCUUGUUUGGUCCUCGAACGGCUUUCUCCGUCGCCUACCACACAAUACCGCACCACUACCCUUUUUUUAGCCCUCCCUUGCUUGACCUCUCGGAGCCGAACUGGGGCAGACAGGGCACACACGCAUAUCCUCUUGUCGCACACGCCCACGCAGACGCACCCCAGGACCAGGGCCAGGGCCGGAUCCAGAGCCCACCCAGAGCCCAGAGCCCAGAGCCGACAGCCACUGCAGCUCCAGAGCCAAGCCAAGCCCCAGACGGCCGCACCACACACGGCUGCGCUCCCAGAGGCGGGAGAGCUUCAGAUACCCAUCAUAUUAUUAUCCCACGCACACCUCUCACCCGUGUACACGCUCUCACACACUCGCACACUCACACUCACGCACACACUCGCACACUCACAUAUCUCUCUGCCAGAGAUAUCUUCAUCCUCACCCCUCCAUCCCCCUCUCUGUCCUCCCUACCCUCGUAUACCCGGACCUUCAGACACAUAUACUUCCUCGGCCACAUACACUUGCGACCUCGACCACGACAACGACCAGACCGCGACCGCAUACACCCUCGCGCCCCCGUACACGAUCCCGUCUUGCGCUAGGAGCCUAUUGUCAGCUCCCUCACCACCCAUCCAGCUGCCAAGUCGUCGUGUCUUGCGUUACCCUGCCUUACCGUCGCGUGGUGUAAGACUUGAAACCCCGACCACCACCUCCGUCAUCGACCGCUCCAGGCAUAACAAUCCUGCGCCUUGCUGUGCAUCGGCCUGCAUUGUCGCCGGACCGCAUUAUACUUGCACUGCAUAGCUUUUUUGCACUGCACUGCAUUGACUGCACCCCUUCGGAAUUGUACUUCUUGGCGCCCACCUCACCCGAGCUCCAGCCUUUCCAGCAUUGCGGUGGACCGGCUUCACAUCUUUUCUGCGGCCUGCUUUUAUUAAUCUCGGACCGUUCUCAGGAACCCACCAGCAAGGACCUCGGCCGACCGAAACCUGGGCGCUCAAUUGAGGCUGCGCUGAGGCUGCACAGGCGCUGUCCGUCGCACACAAAAGCAGCUCAGGCUCGGACUCGAGCCAGUCUCCCGCGCCCGUCCAGUUGGCAUCGGCGCCCGACGUGCAUGAUCCCGGCCCCAGUCCAGCGUCCCGAUUCGCAUACGCCCCGCGGGCUUGAUGCUCUCUCGCCACUCACAAGCAUGGCAACACCAAUACCUGGAGUCCAGGUCCAGGUCCAAGACAAUGGAUCCGGCUCCGCCUCUACCACCACUCCCACAUCGACAACGGCAGCCAGCGCCCCAGGCUUCCCGGUCCACAUGACAGAGCGGCCGGCGCCUGUCGCCAACAUGGCGUCUAACAUGACCACUAUGGUCUUCGACGGCCCCGGCUCGACGGGCAAAGCAGUUAAACGGCCCCGCCCUGUCAAGAGCUGCAACUCAUGCCGCCAGCGCAAGCUGCGCUGCGAUCGGACCUGCCCCUGCUCGCAAUGCCAAAAGUCCAACCGCGCGUGUAAAUACGCAAAUGAGCAUGAAGUUGGCCCAGGGUCCGAAGGCUCCGACGUUGAGGCCUCUCCCAGGCCCGCCAAGCGCCAGUACCGGCCGGCUCCACCAUAUCCACUGGAUGCACCAUCACCACAGCUGCAAGCAGGGCCGGGGCCUAUGGGCCUGGGGCUAGGACCUGGGGCGGCAGUGAGUACGGUCGGAGUGGGCGAGCAGCAGCCUCGUGGCUUGCCGGGGUCGGUCCUCGAACAAUUCGGCACCCGUCUGGAGCGCUUGGAAAAAUUCGUCUUCAGUUCGAGCCCCGCCUCUACUGCCGGAGGAGCCGCACAUGCACCGGAAUGGGGCCCGUCGCGGAACCCCUACUCGGCUUAUGCCGCAGUCAUGGGGUCGCCGACCACGAUCCGGAGCCUGAGUGUCAAGGGCAACCUGCGGACCCGAUUUUUCGGCCAGAACAGCACGAGGGUGCUGCUGAACCUAUUUGACGAGGCCAGAGAGUUCAUCUUCAGCAAGUCAAGAGGCGGCGACAUCAGGAUGUUGUUUGAGCAGCUGCACAAGGUGCACCGCGCCUUGCAGGAGGAGAACAAGCGGGCGCUCGCGCCAAUCUCAGUCUUCACGGACUCGAUGUUGCCCGUGCAGAAGAGGAUGGCCGACAUCCUGCCGGGUAGGGCAACUUGCGACAGGCUGCUGGACGCGUACAUAUCCAUGUCCGAGGGCAUCUAUCGCGUUGUCCACGUGCCCUCCUUCAAGGCGGAAUACGAGGCAUUCUGGACCCAGGCGGGCGUGUCAGAUGGCUUCCUCCCUCGCCUGAUGUGUAUGCUGUCGCUGGGCGCGCGGUUCGAGACGGAAACGCGGGGUCUCAGUCACGAUCGUGCCGACGGCAUCAACGCGCCGACCGCGUGCGCCCUCACCAGGGCGUGGCUCGAUGGGCUCCGGGGCAAGCAGCUGGUAGACAUGGACACGCUGCAAUGCGAGGUGCUGCACCUCCACGCAUCGCGCAUGAUGCUGUCACGCAACCAGGAGUCGUGGGCUCAGCUGGGCUUCAUAGUGCGGAUGGCCAUGACUAUGGGCCUACAUCGCGACCCAGACGAGUUCCCGCAGAUAAGGCCCUUCUACGCCGAGCUGCGGCGACGUCUGUGGUACACCAUAGCCGAUAUGGAUGUGCACCUUGCGCUAGCCUGCAACCUGCCUGGGGCUGUCCGUGAGGGCGAGUACACGUGCAGGCCACCGAGCAAUCUCGACGACACCGACAUUUUUCCCGAGAUGAAGACCCUCCCACCAUCCAGGCCUAUCGACGAGUACACCAACACGCAGCUGCAAGCGUACGCCUCCCGGACACUGGCUCACCGCAUCCGCGUGUCGACCAUCAUCAACCGCCUGGACACGAUUCGCGACUUCCACGAGGUGCUUGACUGUGGCACCAAGCUGGAGCAGCUGCUGGACGAUGUCAAUCACUUGUUCCCGCGACGAAACCAGACACUGGACCCGCGGGCCAAGUUCAAUGACUGGCGCAUGCGCGCCCUGCUGGACAUGCAUGUGCGCCGGCCGCUGCUGGCGCUUUACCGGCCUUUCGCCUUGAGCACAGUCGAGUGCCCUGCCCACAUCACCACCAGCUACCUCAAAUCCUCGAUGACGAUGCUGACCUACAUGGACGAGUUGGACCCGCGCAUGCCGGGUUUCGGUGACGUCAGCCACAUGUACCACGUUGUCCUCAAGCACGAUAUCAUGCAGGCUGCAUUUAGUGUCUGCCACUUCAUCAAGCUGGCCGGCGAGGAGCAGCAGCAGCAUCUGGCACGCCAGCAGCAGCAGCACUUCGCUAGCCAAUCGCAUCAACAGCAAUCACGCAACCCUCACAGCGCAACAACCUCGCCCACGGCCACAGUCAAUGGCCAGCUCCCGAGCCCAGACGCACACAGCCACGCGCGAGAUGGAGGGCCAAUCGGUGGCGGCGGCAUCACCUUCAACAACGCGCUGGACAACCACAUGGUUUGGUCAACCCAGGGGAUGACACGCGCUGUUCAGAACACCCUAGACAGCUUCGCGGCGAUGGUCAAGGACGAUCCAGCGUGCGACCUGCUCAAGGACACGGUGGUGCUCGCAGUGGUGCUUGGUUCCGUAGCUGGUGGGACAGCGGACGAGCGGGCGCAUCGUAUUGCGAGAGGUGUCGCCCGCAUUGUCGAUGCCGGGUCCGCAGCACUUAACGCCACCCCCGAGGCUAUUGCUAGCCUGCCUGGGCCGCCUGGCAGCGGAGGGUCCAACAGUGCCGGUGGUGUCGGUAGCGGAGCAGGAAUACUUGAUGGUGGCGCGUAUGGGUCUUCUGGUAGUGGGACCAUGGGGUACAGCCCUACCACUUUCUUCGACGAUUUAUCCUACUGGGAUAUGGACCAGUGGGAUCUUGCCACUGUCCCUGUCGGCUUGAACUAGACAACCGUCCAACUCUGCAUCUAUAUUGGAGAAAAAGUGCAUGAUAUUUCUUUUUUUUCAAAGAGCUGGCAGCAUCACAUUGAAAUCGACUAUAAUAUGCGACGAAGAGAAGGACAGCUUGCGGUGUCACUGCGAGGCUGGUGUUACAUCAUGGCAACACGAUGCAAAUCAGAAGAACAGGGGGCAACGUUGAUAUUUCGCCGUGAGCGGGUCGGAACAUGAGCGAUGCUACGUCAAACCUUCACGAUUCGACGUAAAGAUGCGGGCGAUACAACUUUUAUCCGACAAGACCCAGCCGGUUGUCACGUGGGCGAACAACGUUUAGCAGGCCAUGGCUGAAACCUAACUGACUUUCUCCUGGAGAGGCCCUUAUGCCAUUCACAUUGGAGGGCCGAAGCAAGAAUGAAGAGCGCUGCCCAAUCUGGCUGCUAGUCGAUGUGCUCUGGGAAAGAUGGGCCUCGUAUGGUGGGCGGGUCCGGUGUGCCGGACCAGAAGUUGAGUUGAAAGACUCAGCGCCUGGUCUUUGAACCAUUUUCGAUCAUUUACAAGUACUUUCUUUUGGGCCGCGGUUUUACUCUCUCGGAUUAUUCUUUACUUGAUACCCCUAUUCCUUGAACCCUUCAAGUUUCUUCACUUCUUCCCUUCUCUACUUUCAACUUCGAUACCAUUCUCUUUUUCUUCCCACGAAAAAAGAUUCAUACCCACCCCAAGGUGGUGGCCGGUCGGGUCUGGUUGGGCUGGGCAUACUUCGGGGCAUGCAUUUUACGUUGUGUAUUCACGGGCAGAGAAAGAAGAGUUUUAGAUAUCCAUGUUGUUUUGCUUCCAACGCUUGUCCAUAGACCUCCUGUCUGUCCUUAUCCGUACCCUAUAUACCCUUUUCUUUUAAAACCUUGUUUCCGAUGUACCAUCUAGAAGAGAGAAGAAAAACAUGGCCUGUCCAACG
Molecule: messenger RNA, 5513 nt
Organism: Diaporthe batatas
Lineage: Eukaryota; Fungi; Ascomycota; Sordariomycetes; Diaporthales; Diaporthaceae
Exons: 2
Coding region: 1775-4570 (931 amino acids)
Biological process (GO): regulation of transcription by RNA polymerase II; DNA-templated transcription
Cellular component (GO): nucleus
Molecular function (GO): RNA polymerase II cis-regulatory region sequence-specific DNA binding; DNA-binding transcription activator activity, RNA polymerase II-specific; zinc ion binding
Source: RefSeq, a predicted model, not a curated record